Messenger RNA from Asterias rubens (European starfish), 1820 nucleotides. RefSeq names its product rhodopsin, GQ-coupled-like. Gene Ontology annotation, molecular function: G protein-coupled receptor activity. Bases 17 to 1132 code for a protein of 371 amino acids. The transcript has a single exon. Gene Ontology annotation, biological process: G protein-coupled receptor signaling pathway. The record is from RefSeq and is a predicted model, not a curated record. Lineage: Eukaryota; Metazoa; Echinodermata; Asteroidea; Forcipulatida; Asteriidae. Gene Ontology annotation, cellular component: membrane.
AGAACGUGAAAACAAAAUGGAUACCAACGAGACAAUGUACAACCCUACGACUAUUUCGUGGCUGCCAAAUACAACUAUGACAACAAUGAGUAUCGGUAUACCGUUUAUCCACAGCUAUCAUGUAAGAGUCGUUGUGGGUGUUUUGUUCCUACUGAUCGCGGUCAUCAACAUUACCGGUAACAGCAUGGUCAUUCUUGCUGUCAUCUUCAGCAAGAAACUCAGAACAUCAACAAAUGUCUUUGUGGUAAGCCUCAGCUCUGCAGACCUUUUGGCAGGACUUGCGUUGCCAAUGAGUGCAGUUGCUUUACUCACCCCUGGCAACAGCUGGCCGGGGUCGACGGAAACCCCUUGUUACAUCGCAGGCGUGCUUCUGUUCACCAGUUCCACUGCCAGUCUUUUCAACCUCGCUUCCAUCGCUCUAAACCGGUUGACUCUUAUCAAGAGCCCAAUGAAAUGGUACCGUAUUCUGUACACCAAAUGCAACCUCGUUAUCAAUGUCGUAUUCAAUUGGAUUGCCGCCAUUGUCAUCAUGACAGUCCCUCCACUUUUCGGCAUUGGUGACUAUGGCUACGACAAGCAGCAGCACACGUGUACUGACCUGGACAACCACCCGAAGGCCAAGACGUUUAAACAGAUUCAAACUUUCGGCUCCUACCCCAUCCCAUUUAUCAUCAUCAUCACCAGCUAUAUCAUCAUCUUCGUUCACGUCCGUCGCCACUUCAAGAAGCAGAUGUAUAACGAUGGCAACAUCACGAUCCCAGUCUCCUCCAGUUCCGGGAGCAUCGACAACUUUCAGACAUCAGACAACGCUGCCGUAUUGCGUGCCUCCCGCCGGGAUCGGAUCAGCCGACAACAACUCGAAAUCACCAAAAAUCUCUUUAUGACAGUGUGUGCUUUCUUCAUCUGCAUAACUCCAUACUGCAUGGCUCUCUUUAUUCCGAACAACGACCAUUUCCUGUUGUUUGGAGGUGCGGUCUUCCUCAUUAAUAGCUGCGUCAACCCAAUUAUUUACGCAGCAAAGCACCCUCAGUUUAAAAAGGUUCUGCGUCUGAUGCUACGAUGCAAAUACUCAGAGAUAGAAGAGCCGUCGGAUACCAUAAAACACUUGAAAGCUUGCUGUUGCAAGUCAUAAGUCGGAGAACAAUGCUCAGAAGCUGGAACUUUUUGUUGCUUAUUUAUUAUUUAAAGUAAUCACAAUGAGGUCGGGUGAAAAAAUAGUCUGGUACCGCUUCAAUGAUGAAACAUAGUUGUAUCCAUAGCUGGUUUGGGGGAUCAGUCCAAAAUAUAGUUAGGCUUGAAUAUAUUUUUGAUAAUUAUAUAUUUUUUUCGUUGUAAUGUAUUGUACGUUUAUGUUAGUUGUCAUACUUUAAAUCCAUAGCUUGGGUUCAAAUCCGUUAUGUGUACAUACGAAACAGCGCAUAACGAUAACACUACAAACAAGGAAAUACCUUAGGCCUAAUAUCAAACUUAUUUGUACAAUUUCCCCCGAAUUUCAACGUUUUCAUAAAAUGGUGACAGUGCGUUCAUUUUUGACUGUCCUAACAAACCCUAUACUGUCACCUCAUUCUGGGUAUAACUUUGCUAUUCAUACUUCUUAUCUGUCUGCCUUUUGUAAAAUCUAGAUGUACCCAUGGUGCUCUUUAUUAUACCUUUCCUCUUGAUGGUUUCAGUUAAAUGUUUAUAAAGGUUUUUAGGGCUUUAUCAUGUUUGUAUUUUUGUGUGAAUUGUCAAAUAAAAAAACCACAAUAAACUAUUUUAAACAAAAAUUUGUGAGUCACUGCUCAUAGUCUCUCCAAUUUAUAUUGGUAUCACCAUUUCAU